Messenger RNA from Oncorhynchus keta (chum salmon), 2223 nucleotides. Its product is annotated as psychosine receptor-like. Gene Ontology annotation, molecular function: G protein-coupled receptor activity. Bases 119 to 1078 code for a protein of 319 amino acids. NCBI's taxonomy places the organism in Eukaryota, Metazoa, Chordata, Actinopteri, Salmoniformes, Salmonidae. The record is from RefSeq and is a predicted model, not a curated record. Gene Ontology annotation, cellular component: membrane. The transcript has 2 exons. Gene Ontology annotation, biological process: G protein-coupled receptor signaling pathway.
GUUGUGGGGACUGUGUCUGUGUGGAGAGUUAUCGUUUGGGAGAUACAUCAGAUAAUGGUAUGACUUUAAUCUACAUUAGAAGUACGGUCCAAUCGGCUGCUCUCCUGUAUAAACCGUAAUGAAUUUCACUGCUGGAAUGGAGAAUUUCAGCCUCACCACUACAAAUGACUCAGACAAACCGUGUUAUCCAGCUGACUACCCCGAGGAGAGGAAACCCUUUUUCUUUCUGUACCUGGUCAUCAUUAUCAUCGGGAUUCCAUCCAACUCCUUCUCCCUCUAUGUGUCCUGGCAGCACAUCAGACAGAGGAACGAGCUGGGUGUUUAUCUGUUUAACCUGGCCCUGUCUGACCUCCUAUUCACCAUAGGUCUGUCUCUGUGGGUGGACUUGCAUUGGCGCGGUGUCUGGCUUCGCGGGGAGGCUGUGUGCGUCAUCUCUGUCAUCCUCCUCUUUACAAACUUCUACACCAGCGAUGGGCUGCUUUGCUGUAUCGCCUUGGACCGUUACCUAGCUGUGGUCCACCCGCUGAAAUACCCAGUCCUGAGAAGGCUGAACACAGCCAUUAUGAUCAGCGUGGCUAUCUGGAUGCUGGUGAUCUCCUUCAACGCGGCCACAAUCACCUGGAUAGACUCGUACGACUUGGAGGUCUUCGACAUGUACCCUCUGAGGGACAGGCUGGUGCAGGUCAACUUGACUCGCUUUGUCCUGGGUUUCCUGUUUCCUGUCCUGCUGGUGUCGUUCUGCUGCCGGGGCAUCUGUGUAGCGGUCCGCUCCAACCGGGCCACGGAGGAGCAGGAGAGGAGACGGGUGUCAAGACUCCUGGGGGUGGUGCUGCUCACCCUGGGGCUCUGCUACGGACCCAUCCACGUUAUUAUGCUCCUGUGGGAUCUUCUGGAGCACUGUCGGAGACCCUCCUGGCUUUUCCUGCCUUAUAAGAUCAGCAUGGCCAUGUCAGCCCUAAACAGCCUGGCUGACCCCUUCCUCUACUGUUUCAUCACCAGACUGGGCAAGGCCAACAUCACACAGGUGGUACACUUCCUCCAGGGGAGGAGAGAGGGGACCGGUCAGGCGGUGGUGUAGUGUAGUGAUACUCAACCACAAACCAGAACAUUGGAGGAGUUAAGAGAGAGACUUAUACUGUUUUGUGAGUGACAAAUAUUGACUCGUGCUUUGUCAAGACUCCAUUCCAAAAUGUACUAUGUGAAGGACUGUUAGAUUAUACCAACGUAGAUACAUACUGUGCUGUGGUUUGGAUCAUCGUGCCAGGCUAUCACUACUAAGACGUGUUUUUCUGAAAGGAACCGUUCAGGGCUAAUGUGACUGCGUUCAUCCCUCCUCGUGACACUACAGAAGGAUGAACUUCAUUCCACUUUCACUUCAGGUUUUUGUCUUGCUGUUAAUACAUUUACAGACUAGUGUUUCAGAGGAGACCAAGUGUACUAAUAGCACCAAAAAUAGAACUGGACCACAUUACUCGGUCAGCAUUCUUAUUGGACCAAAUCCUUGUCAAAACUGUCAACCUUCAUGAUGUGCCAGUGUUUUUGCUUAUUCAUGUCAAAUGUAACACUGGCAGUAGAGCAGCAUGUAAACUGUGGUAUCGGAAGCCAUCAAGUAGCAGCAUUGGGAAAGCAGUGGAAUCUCUAUUUGUAUGUAUUUGGCACCCUCUUCUUGUCUAUAUGUGCAGCCACUACACACUGGAGGCAAAGACUCUAAAACAAGGUAAGCUGCCUGACAGCUGCUAUCAACCAGAAUCAUGUAAUUUCAUCUGGAUGAUAUACUGUCCCACAGGUUAUAAAUUGGCAUUUUAUUUGCCCCGAGGAUAUCCUCAUACAUUGUAGUGGCUGUGACCCCACUCUCCGAGGGUGUCUCAGGGGGAGUUGGGAUAUGCAAAAAACACAUUUCCAUUUCAGACAUGAGUAUAAUACACACUUGAAGCACCCACCAAAUGAGUAUUAUAGUGGAGUUGUGGUCCACUAUAAGGCCACUAUCAUCUUGGUAUACACUGAGUGUACAAAUCAUUAAGGACACCUCCUCUUUCCAUUACAUAAACUGUCCAGGUGAAUGCAGGUGAAUGCUAUGAUCCCUUAUUAAUGUCACUUAUUAAAUCCACUUCAAUCAGUGUGGAUGAAGAGGAGGAGACCGGUUAAAGAAGUAUUUUUAUCCCUUGAAACAACUGAGACAUGGAUUGUGUUCAGUGGCAAGAAAAGUAUGUGAACCCUUUGAAA